Molecule: messenger RNA, 1305 nt
Organism: Triticum dicoccoides
Lineage: Eukaryota; Viridiplantae; Streptophyta; Magnoliopsida; Poales; Poaceae
Product: lecithin-cholesterol acyltransferase-like 1
Exons: 1
Coding region: 1-1137 (378 amino acids)
Biological process (GO): lipid metabolic process
Source: RefSeq, a predicted model, not a curated record
AUGGCGUUCCAGCGUCUCUUGCCCCUUGUAGCCCUGCUUUGCUUGUUCGUCGCUCCACCAUCGUCAGCUGUGCCCAGCCUCCACCCUGUGGUGCUGGUGCCGGGCAACACCUGCAGCCAGCUGGAGGCGCGGCUCACCGAUGAGUACGAACCUCCGCCGGCGACGGGCUGCGGGGUCCCAAGGCAAGGGCGCGGCUGGUUCCGGCUGUGGGAGAACUUCACGGAGCUGCAAGAGGACCCCACCCUCUUGAUCAGGAAUGUGUGCAUGGAAGGGCUGGUGGAGGCACUGGAACGCGUGGGAUACAGAGAGGGAGAGAACCUAUUCGGCGCCCCGUACGACUUCCGGCACGCGCCGGCCGCUCCCGGGCUGGCGUCCCGGGCCUUCUCCGGCUUCAGCUCCGGGCUCAGGCUCCUGGUGGAGCGCGCAAGCCAAAGGAACGGGAACAAGCCGGUCGUCCUCGUGACGCACAGUCUGGGCGGCCUCUUCGCCACGGUGUUCCUCGAUCGGACACCCCUGCGGUGGCGCAGGAGGUACGUCAAGCACCUCGUCAUGCUCUGCCUCGGUGCCGGCGGCUCGCCGCUCAACAUGUGGCCCCUCGCCUCCAAGGCGCUGGCCUCCAGCCCCACGUCGCUGCAGGCCGCCGUGCUCACCUACGGGAACCGGAGCUUCGCGAGCAUGUUCUCGCUCAUGCCGUCCCCCAGGGUGUACGGCCGCACUCCCCUGGUGAUCACGCGGGACAGGAACUACUCCGCCCACGACAUGCCGGAGUUCCUCGCGGCGGCAGGCUUCUCCGAGGACGAGGUGGCGCGGUACCGAACGAGGGCGCUUCCGGUGACCCUCAGCCUUCGGGCGCCGCUCGUGCCGAUGACGGCCAUGAAUGGCGUUGGCGUGCCGACCGUGGAUAAGCUGGUGUUCUGGGACGGUAACUUCAGUGGGAGGCCUCAGUUGGUGAAUGGCGAUGGCGAUGGCCAGAUCAACUUGGAGACCGUCUUGGCGUUGCAAAGGUUGGUGGGGGCUGAUCCGGACCAGCCUUACUUCAAGACAAUUUUGAUCCCCAACACGACGCACAAGGGUAUGAUCUCGGAUGAAUCUGCGCUCAAGCGUGUCGUCAGUGAAAUCCUUGGAGCCUCCUCUUGAUAGGGGGCAUUUAUCAUGGCAGCAUACUUUGUUGGUUAUGUGACUUAUGCAUAAUGAAACAUAAAUUGUCAAAGGAAGAAGUCCAUUUUACUUCCUCAAAUUCGUCAUUUUUGCUUUUCAUGUAAAAAUAUUUGACUUCAGAUUUGGCAGGACGAUGUGACAAAGUGA